AUGAAUUGGUUUAGAAGUUACUUCUCUAAGUGUCCGGAGGAUAUUUCCUUACUUAACAUACACUCACCUUUGUUGUUUUCAUUCAUAUCAUCUGAAGAUGAACAACAGUUUAUUUCCAACUUGAGAAGCCAUGUACCAGCCUGCACGGUGGUGAAGCAGCCUGUCCGGGGAGCCAGUGGCAGCACCACAAUCACAGCGAUUGUCCAGACUGGCAGGGAUUGGAGCACCGGCCUCUUCAAUGUCUGCAGAGAUAGGAGAAUUUGUUUCUGCGGUUUAUUUUGUCCAAUGUGUCUUGAAUGUGACAUUGCCAGGCAUUAUGGAGAGUGUCUUUUUUGGCCCUUGUUACCUGGGUCCACACUUGCACUGAGAAUUGGCACCAGAGAGAGACAUAAAAUACGGGGAACACUGUGUGAGGAUUGGCUGGCGGUGCACUGCUGUUGGCCUUUUUCCAUCUGUCAGGUGGCCCGGGAACUCAAGAUGAGGACCUCCCAACUCUAUGAACUCUGCGCAGUCCCUUCAACUAAAGAUGCCCUGGUUUGA
Messenger RNA from Cynocephalus volans (Philippine flying lemur), 540 nucleotides. It is a transcript of the gene PLAC8L1, whose product is annotated as PLAC8 like 1. The record is from RefSeq and is a predicted model, not a curated record. The coding region runs from base 1 to 540 and encodes 179 amino acids. Lineage: Eukaryota; Metazoa; Chordata; Mammalia; Dermoptera; Cynocephalidae. The transcript is spliced from 4 exons.